Molecule: messenger RNA, 2014 nt
Organism: Ipomoea nil (Japanese morning glory)
Lineage: Eukaryota; Viridiplantae; Streptophyta; Magnoliopsida; Solanales; Convolvulaceae
Product: biotin carboxylase 2, chloroplastic
Exons: 17
Coding region: 174-1775 (533 amino acids)
Molecular function (GO): ligase activity; ATP binding; metal ion binding
Source: RefSeq, a predicted model, not a curated record
UGAGCUUAGCUAGUUAACUACACAGCUAGUAGUCAUAUCUCUCACAACAGCUCUGGCGGAGUAUUCAACUCGCCGCUCCCUCGUAUUCAUCGACAGCUCCUUCCUUCAAAUCUCCUCUCCCCUCUCUUUCUCUCUCACUCUCGCGUGCACGCAUUCCGCAGUGAUCAGAGAGAAUGGAAUCUGCCGCCGCGACUAGCUUUUGCACCAAAUCUAUCUCCUCCUCGCCUUUUCGCCCAGGUUUACUCAUUGGGAGAACUAGUAUUAGUAGCUCUCAGUGUAGCUUUACGGUAGGAAAGAGGAUAAACUUUCCACGACAGAGGCUUCAAGCAUCUAGAGUUAGUCCUAAAUCUAGCAAAUAUGGUGGAGCUCUUGGUGCAGUAUGUCAGGCUGGUAAAAUCUUGGUGGCAAACAGAGGGGAAAUUGCAGUUCGUGUGAUUCGGACUGCUCAUGAAAUGGGGAUUCCUUGUGUUGCAGUUUACUCAACCAUAGACAAAGAUGCCCUUCAUGUGAAGCUUGCAGAUGAGGCUGUUUGCAUUGGUGAAGCUCCUAGUAAUCAAUCGUACUUGUUGAUCCAAAAUGUCUUAUCUGCUGCUGUAAGCCGUGGAUGCACAAUGCUGCAUCCAGGGUAUGGUUUCCUUUCUGAGAAUGCCCUUUUUGUCGAGAUGUGCAAAGAACAUGGAAUCAACUUUAUUGGGCCAAAUCCAGACAGUAUAAGAGUCAUGGGUGAUAAGUCAACUGCUAGAGAGACAAUGAAAAAUGCUGGUGUCCCAACCGUACCAGGAAGUGAUGGAUUGUUACAGAGCACUGAAGAAGCGGUGAAGCUUGCUGAUGAGAUUGGUUACCCUGUUAUGAUUAAGGCAACUGCUGGUGGUGGUGGGCGUGGAAUGCGUCUUGCUAAAGAACCUGAUGAGUUUGUGAAGUUAUUACAGCAAGCUAAGAGUGAGGCUGCAGCUGCAUUUGGAAAUGACGGUGUUUAUCUGGAGAAGUACAUCCAAAAUCCUAGGCAUAUUGAAUUUCAGGUUUUGGCAGACAAGUAUGGCAAUGUAGUACACUUUGGGGAGCGUGAUUGUAGUAUUCAGAGAAGAAACCAGAAGUUGCUGGAAGAAGCACCUUCCCCUGCAUUGACACCAGAGCUGCGGAAGGCUAUGGGUGAUGCAGCAGUUGCAGCAGCUGCAUCUAUAGGUUACAUAGGUGUUGGUACUAUUGAGUUCCUUCUGGAUGAAAGAGGAUCUUUUUACUUUAUGGAGAUGAAUACUAGAAUUCAGGUAGAGCAUCCGGUUACAGAAAUGAUUUCCUCUGUUGAUCUAAUAGAAGAACAGAUCCGUGUUGCUAUGGGAGAAAAACUUCGCUACAACCAGGAGGAUAUUGUGCUAAGAGGUCAUUCAAUUGAAUGCCGGAUUAAUGCAGAAGAUGCUUUCAAAAAUUUCAGACCUGGGCCAGGGAGAAUAACUGCAUAUUUGCCAGCUGGAGGUCCAUUUGUGCGCAUGGAUAGCCAUGUUUAUCCUGAUUAUGUGGUUCCGCCAAGUUAUGAUUCCCUACUUGGAAAGCUUAUUGUAUGGGCCCCAACCCGUGAGAGGGCUAUUGCACGCAUGAAAAGAGCACUUGAUGACACUAUUAUUACAGGUGUUCCAACUACAAUUGAUUAUCAUAAACUUAUCCUUGACAUUGAGGAUUUCAGAAAUGGGAAAGUUGAUACAGCCUUUAUUCCAAAGCAUGAAGAUGAAUUAGCUGCUCCUACAGUUACAGAGAAAGAGUUGGUGAAGGCUAGUGCUUAAAACUUUCUUCCAGUUGGAGUGGAUUAUUUUCCAAUCGGUCUGAACUUCAGAGUUUUUAUUUUGAGUUUAAUCUUCUAGCCAUUUAGCAUCGAUGAAUAGACUUGACUUGAGAUUCAAAUAGAAAUGUAUUAUUUUUCCUUGAUUUGUCAUGUGGUGAAUCACUUCUGUAUUUGUAAACAAUAAAACUUGGGACGUUUUAUAGUUUAUUGUAUGUGCUGCUGCUAGAGUUUUUAAUUAAA